Molecule: messenger RNA, 501 nt
Organism: Caenorhabditis briggsae
Lineage: Eukaryota; Metazoa; Nematoda; Chromadorea; Rhabditida; Rhabditidae
Exons: 2
Coding region: 1-501 (166 amino acids)
Source: RefSeq, a predicted model, not a curated record
AUGGCUCAGGACAAUUUAGAAGGCCAAAAUGAGGAGCUCCGCCGCAUACAGCAGCAAAAUGAUGAGCUGGAAAGACAACUGCUCAACCAAAGACUCCAAGUCCAACAAGACCACCUGAACUUGGUUCAGAACCUUCCCCCAUGGCCCGGUUUGCCAAUGUUUCCACCACUCCCCAGAGCUCCUUUGAAUGAGAGAGAACAAGUGGCGAGGGAUCUCGAGGAGCUUCUACAGAUGAUUGAGGACCUGGACUAUGAGAUUUCUCUUGAGGAGAGAUCACGGGCUCUUCAAAGGCAAGGAAUUCUUCCAGCGGCUCGUCCGGCUCGCGAUCUGGACCAGCUUCGUCAAAGAGUCGAUCAAUUGGCACAACCUCUGGCUCAAAUGGUUCCGGCUCUGAAUGCGAUGAUCCAUCAACUAGGUCAACAGAUUCCAGGACUUCGAGAGUUGAAUGCUGCUCAACGAGCCCAGCCACCACCGCCACAACCACCAGCACAAAAUAAUUAA